This is a messenger RNA of Cyanistes caeruleus (blue tit), 1666 nucleotides long. It is a transcript of the gene TDO2, whose product is annotated as tryptophan 2,3-dioxygenase. Lineage: Eukaryota; Metazoa; Chordata; Aves; Passeriformes; Paridae. Gene Ontology annotation, molecular function: metal ion binding; heme binding; L-tryptophan 2,3-dioxygenase activity. The record is from RefSeq and is a predicted model, not a curated record.
GCUGCAGCAGGUUUGGGAACACUAACAGGGUAUUUUCCCCAGUGUGCAGCUCAGCGAGUUUGGAUCUGGAAAUCAUGAGCCAGUGCCCCUUUGCGGGGAAGAAUUACCUAUUUAAUUUUAACAAGCUGUCUUUGGAAGAUGACAAUGAUGACAAAUCUCAAGAAGGAAUAAAUAAAGCCAGCAAAGGUGGGCUUAUCUAUGGAGAAUACCUACAACUGAACAAAAUAUUGAAUGCUCAAGAACUUGAGAGUGAGAAGAAAGGGAAAAAAAUCCACGAUGAGCAUCUUUUCAUUGUGACACAUCAAGCAUAUGAACUUUGGUUUAAGCAGAUUUUGUGGGAAAUGGACUCUGUGCGAGUGAUCUUUCAAAAUGGUCACGUAAGAGAUGAGAGGAACAUGCUGAAGGUUAUUACUCGAAUGAACAGAAUUUCACUGAUUCUGAAAUUACUUGUGGAACAGUUCUCAGUUUUGGAAACUAUGACUGCAUUGGACUUCUUUGAUUUCAGAUACCACCUAAGCCCAGCCUCAGGUUUUCAGAGCCUGCAGUUUCGCUUGCUAGAGAACAAGAUUGGUGUUCCCCAAAGUCUGAGAGUCCCUUAUAACAGAAGGCAUUACCGUGAUAACUUCAAGGGACAGGAUCAUGAACUACUGCUUCAAUCAGAGCAAGAACCAACACUACUGCAACUUGUGGAGGCAUGGCUGGAAAGAACUCCAGGACUUGAUGCAGAAGAAUUUGAUUUCUGGGGACAAUUUGAAGAGAAUGUUUUAAAAGGCCUAGAAGAGGAAUUUGCCUUGAUACAGGCCAAAGCAGAAUCAGAGGAGAAAGAUGACUUAUUGUCUGAAUUUCAAAAACAGAGAGAUGUACUACUUUCAUUAUUUGAUGAAAAACGCCAUGAACAUCUGCUCAGUAAAGGAGAGAGACGGCUGUCCUACAAAGCACUGAAGGGGGCCUUGAUGAUCUACUUCUACAGGGAGGAGCCUCGUUUCCAGGUUCCCUUUCAGCUUCUUACCUCCCUUAUGGAUCUUGAUGUGCUCAUGACUAAGUGGAGAUAUAACCACGUCUGUUUGGUGCACAGAAUGAUUGGCAGCAAGGCUGGCACUGGAGGCUCAUCAGGCUACCACUAUUUGCGCUCAACAGUGAGUGACAGGUACAAAGUGUUUGUGGAUUUGUUCAAUCUUUCAACAUUUCUAGUGCCAAGACACUGGAUACCAAAGAUGAACCCAAGCAUUCAUAAAUUCCUUUACACAGCAGAAUACUGUGACAGCUCCUACUUCAGCAGUGAUGACUCUGACUAGACUGCCUUUCUAGGCUGGUUGCUGUAAAGAACUUCCUGACUCUUUCACCUUGAGUGGUGCUCCCAGACAUUCCCACAAGGAGUGUGGGUGUGUAAAUAUGUAUUUAUGUAUGUCAGCUUUGUGAAUAGUACAAAUACCUUGUGGAAGAAAUUAAUUGCUUGUAGAAAAAAUAAAUCUGUAUUGAGUUAGCCAAUGUUAAGAGUAAAAUGAUACCCCCAAUUCAACCCAUGACCAAUUUAACUCUUAGUUGGUUUCUUAAAGCCUACACCUAGAGGAGAAAACUACAGUUAUUAUGAUCAUGACUUAUUUGUACAUAUUUUUGUAUUUUCUUGUUUGCCUAAUGGCUGUUACUAAUUUAUGUCUAGUUGAGG